AUGCUUCGAAUCAAGCAAAACUCUGCUCUUUCUACACAACAGCCAGAACAACAAUUCGUGCCAUUGAAACAAGUAAAUGUCGAAGCCUACAUUAGAGCGUUUGCUGCCGAUGUUACUAUCAAACAAGUUUUUCGUAACAAUGAAACGAAACCAAUCGAAGCAGUGUAUUGUUUUCCGAUAGAAGAACAAGCAGCAAUCUAUUCAUUUGUGGCUCGAAUUGAUGAUCGAGAAAUUGUUGCACAAUUGAAAGAAAAAAAAGAAGCACAACGAGAAUACAGUGAUGCUCUUCAACAAGGUCAUGGUGCAUAUUUACUCGAACAAGAUGAAAAAUCUCAAGAUAAUUUUAUAAUCAAUGUUGGUGCACUACCAGCCGGUAAAGAAUGUCAUAUCUCUAUAUCGUAUGUCACCGAAUUGGAUCUUAUUCAAAAUGGAAGCCGAAUUCGAUUUGUUGUUCCAACAACUAUCGCACCUCGCUACAAUCCAAACAAAGGUGGUAUUAGUUCACCGGCUGGUACCACAUCUAAAUAUGUUCAAACAGCUCCAUAUACAAUUGAAUUUCGUUGUCGAGUGGAGAAAGCCAACGUUUCUCGAGUUAGUUCAACAUCUCAUCCUAUUCAAGUUGAAUUCGCUCAAGAGAAUGUCUAUGUCAUCGAAUUUGCCCAACAAAACACACAUCUAGAUCGAGAUAUCUUACUAGAUAUUGAAUUAGUUAGCAAUCAUUCGAAUACUAUUGUUGCUGUGGAACAAGGUGCUGUUAUGGCUUCAUUUACACCAACUAAAGAAGAUUGUCAACGUACAAUGAAUAAUGUAGAGACGACAAAUGAAUUUAUUUUUAUUAUCGAUUGCAGUGGAUCGAUGAGAGACGAGAACAAAAUUGGAUUGGCACGUCAAGCCAUGUUACUCUUUCUCAAGAGCCUUCCAGUUAAUUGUCAUUUUAAUAUCAUUCGAUUUGGAUCAACUCAUCAGGCAUUAUUCCACGAGAUUACCGCUAUUUACAAUGAACAAAAUGCUCAAAAAGCUGAACAACUCACCAAGAACAUGCAGGCAGAUUUAGGUGGUACUGAAUUGUUAAAACCACUUCAAUGGGUAGAACAGCAUCCUCCAGGACAAGGUCGCGCACGACAAAUAUUUCUGUUGACUGAUGGAGAAAUUUCAAAUGUGAACGAAGUACUUGAUCUGUGUCGUUCAAUGGCUACUUCGACACGGAUCUUUUCAUUUGGUUUGGGUCAUUCACCAAGUCGUUCACUAGUCAAAGGUCUUGCCCGAACAACAAAUGGACGUUUUGUUUUUAUUCCACCUAACAGUAGUGUUGACGUUCAUGUUGGCGAACAAUUACAAAAAGCUCUACAAUCUUGUAUAACCAAUAUACAAGUGAAAUGGAAUCUUGGUACUAAUGUUAUGAGUGCACCAACAAAAAUGCCACCAGUCUAUGCUAAUGAUCGUCUGAUUGCUUAUGCACUUGCCAAUGAUCCAAUGUUUGUCUUCAAUCACAAUUCGAGUGUCGAAUUAUGUAACGAUAAAAGUCGAUUAGGUGAAGCAAAAAUUGAUCGCAUACCAAAUAUGAGCAUGAAUGGAACUAUUGCUCGACUCGCUGCCAAAGCACUUAUUCUUGAAUUGCAACAUUCGAAGCUACCAUCCUCGAUCACGAAGAAUAAUAUAGGUUCACUACAACAUCGAUUCCAAGAAGAUCGUCCAUCGCCAACACCAGUAACGACAACCGAUGAGAAAGAAGUGACAAAGAAAUCUAUUAUUGAACUUUCACUCAAGUAUCAGAUUUUGAGUCCACAUACUGCUUUUAUUGGUAUUGAAAAACGAGUGAAUGGCAGCAAUGCCGAUAUGAUCUUACGUGAAGUACCAAUUCAAAUAUCGGCCGAUGAUCAACACUUACAGGCACCUCAUCCGGUGCGAUCCUCGAAAGAUAAGAUGGUAUGUUCCGUUGAUGCAUCAAUCCCUUUAGUAAAUUUAAUUGAAGAAUGUGCUUAUGAAACAAGUGAAUGUCUUGAUCUUAAUCUAGACUAUAGCAAAUCAUCGUCGAGCUCUGGCAGCAGUAUUCGUCCUAGCAUUACUUCAAGCCUACUAGACUCCUUUGAUGUAGAAAAAGAUGAAACCUGGCCUACAGGCGAUCAAAAUAUUGUUCGCUACUUAAUCAACAAACAAAAAUUUGAUGGUUUAUGGGAUUUAGAUGCGAAAGAUAUAGAACAAUUGACUGGAAAACCAUUGACAAACUUUCCACAAUCCUAUAAUAAACAAAUUCUCAUUUCGGCUAUUGUUAUUGUCGCACUUGAAACGCGUUUCGUCACAAUGUCGACAAUGUGGUAUGGUGUGGUACAAAAAGCUCGCAAACGUCUUCUCGAUUUACUCGGUCAAGACGCUAAACAACUUGAAUCAUUACUGGAGAACAUUCGUCAACAAUUUUAA
Molecule: messenger RNA, 2418 nt
Organism: Rotaria sordida
Lineage: Eukaryota; Metazoa; Rotifera; Eurotatoria; Philodinida; Philodinidae
Source: the annotation of a GenBank genome assembly